AUGACCUUGCUCGCGCAGCUAGAGAUACAAUAUGCAGACGGCGUGCAAGAAGUCAUCUGCACUGAUGACACAUGGCAGACCACGCCGGGGCCGACUCGUUUAGCCGAGAUCUAUGACGGGGAGAAAUACGAUGCAAAUCUCGAGAUCCCGGGCUGGUCCACUGGAGGCGGCACGAAUCCAGGUGUCUGGCGCAAUGCAACAGCACUCGAGAGCCUCCCAGAAACGACGAAAUUGAUUCCAGGCACGGGUGAACCUGUCCGGGCAGUCGAGGUACUGAAGCCUGUUCGCCAUAUUUACACACCCAGCGGCAAAUCCAUCCUUGAUUCGGCCAGAACUGCACGGGCUAUACACGGAUCAAAAAGGUCAGGGGAGCGGACGCCUGCGAUCAGUAUACCUUCAGUGGUGCAACUGAGGGAGAGUCCUGGAGGCCCAGGUUCACGUUCCACGGAUUCCGGUAUGCGCAAGUGGACGGGGUGGCCGGCUUCAGCGGAGGCGGGAAAUUCCAUGAUGGAUUGCUUCGAGGUAAUGGUGUGUCAUUCCGCCAUGGAGCCCGUUGGGACCUUCUCCUGUUCCGACCCUCGAUUGGAAAAACUGCAUACAAACGUGAAGUGGAGCAUGCGCAGCAAUUUUGUUUCCAUCCCAACCGAUUGCCCGCAGCGUGAUGAGAGACUGGGAUGGACCGGGGAUCUCGCCCUGUUCGCUCCGGCCGCGACAUUGUUGUACAACUGCUAUGGCCUCGUGUCAAAUUGGUUGGUCGACGUCAGAGGAGAUCAGGAUGAGCUAGAUGGGAUUCCACCGGUGGUGAGCCCCAAUGUGGUCAAAGAGGACUCGGUCUGGGGAAAGGUAACCCCGUUCGUCAUCUGGCACGAUUGCAACAUCCUCGGACCGUGGGCUUUGUACCAGGCCACGGGCGAUUCGACCAUACUGGCCUCUUCGUACGAGAGCAUGACUACCUGGCUGGACCGGAUACCACGAAACAAAACGCGAGGCACCAUUCUGUGGGAUCCCAACUUGUUCCAACUUGGGGAUUGGCUGGAUCCUUCGGCCUCGCCUCACGAUGCUGCGAAUGCACAGACCGAUAGUGUAUUAGCUGAUGCCUUCUUGAUCCACUCCCUCGAGACCAUGGCGAACGUGUGUGCAUUAUUAGAGGCCGGGAGCACCCAGGCAGAUGCAUAUCGCGCCGCGGCUGAACGAUACAGAUCCGAGACCCAGCAAGCAAAGUCAGCGUUCCAAAACGAGUACAUCUCGCCCAGCGGUAGAGUGGUCUCAGACUCACAGGCCGCGUACGCUCUGGCUAUAGUUUUUGACCUCUUCGAAACACGUGCGCAAAAGAUGCGCGCCGGAGAGCGUCUGGCAGAGAUAGUGUGCAGGAACGAUUUCAAAGUCGGCACCGGUUUCGCGGGAACACCGUUCGUGUGCGAGGCCCUCGCGCUGGCGAACCAGACCACCGUGGCGUACGGUAUGCUGCUCAACGAGCAGUGUCCGUCGUGGCUCUACCCAGUGACGAUGGGUGCCACCACCGUGUGGGAGCGCUGGGACAGCAUGUUACCUGACGGCACAAUCAACCCCGGCUCCAUGACAAGCUUCAAUCACUACGCGUUCGGCGCGGUCAUCACCUUCUUCUAUGAACGCAUGGUCGGACUCAAACGGCUCGAGCCCGGCUGGAAGAGGGCCAGCUUCACACCAACUCCUGGGGGAGGCCUGACGCACUCGCAAGCUUCUGUCCCGACUCCGUACGGCGAGCUGUCAUGUACCUGGAGCCUGGAUCGGAAGGGCGGCGAGCAGGUCGAUGGCGAGCAACCCAACGCUCUCCAAGUUGCCGUCGUGGUGCCGGCAAAUGUGGUUGUGGAAUUGGUUCUCCCGUCCAGUGUAGCGGACUCGGAAAGAAAGCAAAGCAUUCAGGAGCUCUCAUCCGGCAACUGGUCUUUCUCUGUUCCAUGGGUUGGGUCUUCUGGUGCAGAAUGGCCUGUCAAGCCCAUUCACGUCAACCCCUUUCGCCAAUAG
Molecule: messenger RNA, 2004 nt
Organism: Cladophialophora carrionii CBS 160.54
Lineage: Eukaryota; Fungi; Ascomycota; Eurotiomycetes; Chaetothyriales; Herpotrichiellaceae
Exons: 2
Coding region: 1-2004 (667 amino acids)
Biological process (GO): carbohydrate metabolic process
Source: RefSeq, a predicted model, not a curated record